AUGGCCGAAGAAGCUUCUUCAUUCCGGGACGCCACGGCGGCUGCGUCGGGGCCGGGCCUCGCAGCUGCUUCCGACUCGGUUGCCGCUGAGCAGCAGCCCAAGAGAAUCCCCAAGGGAGUCGUGCUGGGAAAAGAUGGCAAGCCAUGCCGCAGCUGCACCUCAUUCGCCUCAUGGGCCGCCCAAGCCAAGCAGACGACCAAGAAAGACGCCCCUGCCGGCAGCAGCGCCGUAUCCACGACGACCUCCGGCCCUCCGCCCGACUGCCCGCCCGACGUCGAGACCCUCGGCCGCAGCACCUGGACGCUGCUGCACUCCAUCGCGGCGACGUACCCGGAGCAGCCGUCGCGGACGCAGCAGUCGGACCUGCUGAGCUUCGUCGGGCUCUUCUCCAAGCUGUACCCGUGCUGGGUGUGCGCCGAGGACUUCCAGGGCUACAUGGCGCGGCAGAGGCCGCAGGUGUCGAGCCGGGACGAGUUCGCGCAGUGGCUGUGCCGCGCGCACAACGACGUCAACAGGAAGCUGGGGAAGCCCGAGUUCGACUGUUCCAAGGUGGACGAGCGGUGGAGGACGGGAUGGAAGGACGGUCGAUGCGACUGA
This is a messenger RNA of Trichoderma citrinoviride, 597 nucleotides long. RefSeq lists its product as hypothetical. Lineage: Eukaryota; Fungi; Ascomycota; Sordariomycetes; Hypocreales; Hypocreaceae. Bases 1 to 597 code for a protein of 198 amino acids. The transcript has 2 exons. Gene Ontology annotation, cellular component: mitochondrion. The record is from RefSeq and is a predicted model, not a curated record. Gene Ontology annotation, molecular function: flavin-dependent sulfhydryl oxidase activity; flavin adenine dinucleotide binding.